Messenger RNA from Emiliania huxleyi CCMP1516, 333 nucleotides. RefSeq lists its product as hypothetical. Bases 1 to 333 code for a protein of 110 amino acids. The transcript has 2 exons. The record is from RefSeq and is a predicted model, not a curated record. Gene Ontology annotation, biological process: mitochondrial transmembrane transport. Lineage: Eukaryota; Haptophyta; Isochrysidales; Noelaerhabdaceae.
AUGCAGAACGCCGCCUCGGCGUCUGUCGGCGCUGUCGUGACGUCGCUCUUCGUGACGCCGUUCGAGGUGUUGAAGGUGCGGCAGCAGGCGUGCGGCAGCGCGGCGGAGUGCGGGAUGGUCCAGCUGGGGCAGACGCUCGUGCGGGCAGAGGGCGCGACGGCCUUCUGGGCAGGGCUUCGCCCGACGCUCCUUAUGGCUGGGGUGGGCGCGCUCUUUGCUGGGCUGGGCCCGAGGGUGCUCAAGGUCGCGCCGAGCUGCGCCAUCACCAUCUGCUCGUACGAGGCCGGCAAGCGCUUCUUCGGACGAGGCCGCGCGGAGGGGGGGGCGUCGUGA